Molecule: messenger RNA, 4589 nt
Organism: Cheilinus undulatus (humphead wrasse)
Lineage: Eukaryota; Metazoa; Chordata; Actinopteri; Labriformes; Labridae
Gene: znf628
Product: zinc finger protein 628
Exons: 9
Coding region: 270-4589 (1439 amino acids)
Biological process (GO): regulation of transcription by RNA polymerase II
Cellular component (GO): nucleus
Molecular function (GO): RNA polymerase II cis-regulatory region sequence-specific DNA binding; DNA-binding transcription activator activity, RNA polymerase II-specific
Source: RefSeq, a predicted model, not a curated record
GUCGGGUGGAGAACUGCUGUUAGUUUGCGCUGUGUUUAUUGUUAAGGUUGUGUGGAUUAGCACUGCGGUACCCAAUUCCUUUCCCUAAUAUCAACAUUAUAGCUUUAUGAUGAGUUAAGAUUCGCGAUCCAUCCAGAGGAGACAGCAGGGGUUACAUGGAAGGACUUUAUAAAAACAUGAACGAAGGAAAUGUGAAAGAAAAACCAUGAUACUGCGCAAAAACUGAUUCACAGCUGCUUCUAAGGAAUACCUUGACCUCUGCUCUUGUAAUGGCUAACUCAGUGGCUUUAGUGGUCCAAGCAGAACUCUUACCACCUCAGUCAACCACCCCACUCUCACCUUUCCCAUCCCUCCUCGGAGCAGGUGAGGAUGCUGAGGAUGAUGGGGAAAGAGGGGAGCUGGUUGAGGGUGAAAAGGAAGUAGUAGAAGGUGGAGAGGAGGUAGUUAUGGACAUGGUGACUUCAUCUGUGUCGGGGCAAACUCAGCAGGCGGAGCAGUCAGACCAUCCUUUCCAGUGUAUGGACUGUGGUAAGAGCUUCAGGUGGUCCUCCAGGCUGACCCACCAUCAAAGGAGCCACAACAAUGAGAGACCAUACCGCUGCAACCUCUGCCCAAAGGCCUUCAAGGGGUCCUCUGCGCUGCUCUACCACCAACGGUCUCACUCAGGGGAGAAGCCUUACAAAUGUCAGGAUUGUGGCAAAGCCUUCAAACGCUCCUCUCUGCUUCAGGUUCAUCAGAGUGUCCACACAGGAGUGCGUACCUUCUUGUGUCCCUAUUGCCCUCUGACCUUCAAAUGGAGCUCUCAUUACCAGUAUCACCUGCGGCAGCACACUGGAGAGUGUCCGUACCCCUGUGACACCUGCCCCAAAGCCUUCAAGAACUCAAGCAGUCUGCGGCGACACAAAAAUGUUCACCUUGGUCUGAAGCCUUACACCUGCUCUGUGUGCAACAAGUCUUUCACUCAGUCCACCAACCUUAGGCAACACAUGAGGAUCCACACAGGAGAGAGGCCCUACAUCUGCAAUGAGUGUGGCCGCAGCUUCACACAUUCAUCCAACCUGGCCCUGCACAAGAACUCACACUCCAAUCUCAAUGCAGGAGGGAAGGAGGGAAAGAGGGGAGAGGAUGCAAGGAAGGGAAAUGAGAUAGUGGAAGUGGUGGUAGGAACAGAGGAAGUGACGUCAUCCAUGUUGACCGACAUGGUGGGAUUUGUCAGUCAGGAAGGAACUGAUGGAGUCGGGGUGGGGAUGGAUGAAGUGUUCUUGUCAACUGCCUCAUCUGGUCAAAAUCCGAGCCUCCUGCCCCAGCUCACCCUCACCUCCUCUGGGGAGAACGUGUGUGCAUCAAGGGCCAUCGGAACUGAGGUCCACCUGAGCACAGACACAGGGGCCAGUGUGCUGCUGUACAGCUGUGGCAGCUGCAGCCACACCUUUGGCACACGGACAGAGCUAGAAGAGCACCAGUCAAUCCACAUGGCUCCAGGGGAGCACAGGGCCAGCACAGGGCCUGGGGCAGGGAUGGAUGGGCUGGUGGGGGCUGGACACCUGCUGGCUGAUUUUGAGGAGGUGGUGGAGACAACCACAGUGGCAGAAAACGGACACACAACAGAGGUGCUUCUUGGGUUGACAGAGGGGGCAGAUGGAAACAAUGCAAAUGUCGGCACCACCCAGGCCCAGUUUGACCUGCUGCAGAGCUUCACUGAGGUGACUCAGAGCUCAGAGACUGUUCAGCCAGAGGCCAGAACCACAUGGGCAGGGCUGUCAUGUGGCUACUGCAAUAAGACUUUUAAGACCAGUGGAGGCCUCAACAGACAUGUUUCACUGAUGCACUCCCUCUCAUCACAGUCCCGCUCCCAGUUCAGCUGCUCUGCCUGUGAUCGCUCCUUCCCCCUUCUCUCCUCCCUCCUCACCCACCAACACUCCCACACCCCUGAGCAAAGACUCCUGGCUGAGGCAGAAGCUGAGAUUGUGUGCCCCCCUUCCCUCUCCCUUUCUCUCCCCCUUCCUUCCUCGCCAAGCCAGGCUGACAAGCAGCAGGAGGGCCAGAGGGAAAUCCAUGUGGACAUCAUCACGGUCAGUGAGGAGCAUGAGGAGCAACCUGCAAAACCAACCAAAGCCCAAAAAAAGGCAGGCGCCAGCAAGGGUACUGCUGCUGGAGAGAGGCCGUACCGCUGUUCAGAAUGUGGAAAAGCCUUCAAAGGUUCAUCAGGGCUGAAGUACCACAUGAGGGAUCACACAGGGGAAAGGCCCUACCGCUGCACUGAGUGUGGGAAGAGCUUCAAGAGGUCAUCACUGCUUUCAAUUCAUCAAAGGGUUCACACAGGCGUCCGCGCAUUCCAGUGCCCUCACUGCCCUCUCACUUUCAAAUGGAGCUCACACUACCAGUACCACUUGCGGCAGCACACAGGCGAGAGGCCGUAUGUGUGUAAAGAGUGUGGCAAGUCCUUCAAAAACACCAGCUGCCUGCGGAGACACAGUCAGAUGCAUUCUGGACUGCGGCCUCAUACCUGCUCCAUCUGCUCAAAGUCUUUCUCACAGACAUCAAACCUCAAACAGCAUGAACGCACCCAUUCUGGGGAGAGACCCUUUCAGUGCACCCACUGCAAUAAAAGCUUCACGCACUCCUCUAACCUUCAGCUCCACCUUCGCACGCACUCCUCAAGUAAGGACUUUAAAUGUCCAUACUGCUCCAAGGAGUUCGUCAUGCACUCCUACUUGCAGAGGCACAUCCGCACCCAUGGCAGUAGUGUCCCCCUGCACUGCUCUGGUGGUGGAGGUAAAGAUGGGGUGACUGUGAAAGCUAGUGUUGGAGGAGUAACAACAACCACGACCUUGCUCAAUCCCAUUACCCUGGAAGCCUCAGGAAACCACGGCAGCUUGAUUGUGUCACAGCCAGCACUUAAUAUCCCCCCUAACACCUCCCAGAACUACUUUAUGAUUCAGACAGUCAGCGGCCUGCAGCUCAUUCCUCUGUCAUCCCCCACACCAGCCCCUCCACCCCCUCCUCCACCUCUACCACCUCUAUCGCAGCAUCAAAAUUUCCUCCUUCUACAGUGUCCCCCCAACAAUGGAGGCCAGUCCAAUUUGAUUCUUGUCCCCACGGCGAGCAACCCUCCACCAGCUCCAGAGCCUCAGACCCUCCCUGUGCUCCAGACUAUCCAAACACUCCAACCUGUCCUAAACCAAACACAGACUCAGAUUCCCCAGUUUCAGGCCAUAUCACAGCAACAACAGCAGACCAGGAUCAUUAUCACCAACAAUAAUAGCAAUGCAAAUACCCCUGUUACCAUGCCAAGUCUCCUAGCUAACUCCCUGCUGACUAAGCCCAUACUAGGGAAAAGCACCAGGACAGCUCGGGGUAGACGGGGACGCAAACCCAAAGCUGCUCUACAGAAAUCUGAACCAGCUGUGGUCAGUGAGGGUGCAGGUGGUGCUCUUUCAGGAACCAACUGUAAUGUGACUAGUGUUUCACAGACUGUAAGUGCUGCUAACACUAUAACAGAGUCACAAUUAUCACCAUCUGUUUCCACAGCGUCCCACUCUCCCCUGUCAACCACUUGCACUACUAUCCCAGUCCUUUCAUCGUCCACCACUACAGUGGAUACCUCAGGAUCCCCAUCAGCUGUUACUAUGGUUACACCAGCAACAACAGCAACCACAACAUCGGUUUCUCCUCCAGUUCUUGAUACUUUGGAAAGGAAACCUCAGUCCUCUGCGGGGCAAAUAAAGGCAGGGGAGACCAUGACAGGGAAGAAGUUUGUGUUGUGUUUUGAUAAUGAAGCCCCAGCAAAGGAGGGGAUGAAUAUGGAGGAGGGCGGCGAGUCAUAUGUGUUACAGUUUCAAGGGGACGCAUCUGGAGAGGGAGUGGAUGGAGGAAUGGGUGGAGAGGGAAAAUCACUUGUGCUACAGUUCAAGACAAAUGGGCAAGGUGAGGGGGGAAUGGGGGGAGAUAAGGGAGGGAUGAUGUCACUUCUGCAUGAAUGGGGAGGAGAAAAGCAAGUGGAGGCGCAGACAGGAGAGGGCAGCCAAGGUGAGUCCUAUGUCCUGCAUUUUCACACUGAGGCACAGGAGAGUGGCCCAUCUAGCGCUAGCUUCAGCCAAGGGCAGGAAACUAGCCUUCAGCUUUCCUGCACACCUACCCAAAGUUUGGUGCCUCUUGAUGGCCAGGAGGUGGUGUUUGAACUGGGGGGUGAGACCAAGAUGGAGCAGGAAACAGAGGAAGGUAUGCAGAUGAUUACCCUGAUAGAGGGUGAAGGGGGAAUGAUGGGAGAAGAAGGGGCAGGUUGCAAUACUGCAAGCGGUAGGGUUACAGAGGUCGGAGGAGCCGUGGACGGUUUAUUUCAGCUGGAAAGUGGAGAGGAAAUUGUCAUAAUUGAGGUCAGCACCAGUAGCUUGAGAGAAGGAAGGAUGGAGAGAGGAGGGAAUGGAGAGAUCUCACAAAGUAGUGAGGUGAAAUAUGAGAGCGUAUCAGCGGAGGCCAAGGAAAAGCCAGUGAACUCUACAGACAACACAGAGGCACAGUCUCCACCAGAAGACACAAGAAUAAAUGGACCUAUAGCGAACUCUAAAGAGGUGCAGUUCUCCAGCUAA